This is a messenger RNA of Dromaius novaehollandiae (emu), 4936 nucleotides long. RefSeq names its product alpha-L-iduronidase (gene IDUA). Gene Ontology annotation, biological process: carbohydrate metabolic process. The transcript has 14 exons. Gene Ontology annotation, molecular function: L-iduronidase activity. The coding region runs from base 198 to 2096 and encodes 632 amino acids. The record is from RefSeq and is a predicted model, not a curated record. NCBI's taxonomy places the organism in Eukaryota, Metazoa, Chordata, Aves, Casuariiformes, Dromaiidae.
GCUGGGGGCGGGAGCCGUUGAGGGCGGAGAGCCGUUGGGGGCGGGGAGCCUUAGGAACGGGGCUGCGCUGAGGCCGCCCGUCGCCUCCUCCGCCACGUGGGGCGGGCGCCUCUCGUCGCGUCCGUGCCGCGUUUGUAGUGGGCGCCGGCGGCGGUGCCGUGUUUUUCCUUCCCCCGCGCUGCGCUCCCCGUGCCGGCAUGGGGCCGCUGAUCUGGCUCUGCCUGCAGCUCGGCGCGGGCUCCGCGGCGUUCGUGGUGAACGUGGAUGUCCGGCGAGCCGAGCGGCCCCUGCAGCACUUUUGGAGGAGCACUGGCUUUUGCCCUCCUUUACCUCACAGCCGAGCUGAUCUAUUUGACCUGAGCAAAGACCAAGAGAUGAAUCUUGCCUACAUUUCUUCUGUUCCGCAUGAUGGCAUUGAACAAGUUCGCAUUCACUGGUUACUGGAACUAGUUACUCUCAGAGUGAGAAAUGGAAAACUUCACUACAAUUUUACUGCUUUGGAUAACCUUAUGGAUCACCUGUGGGAGAAUAAGCUAAUUCCAGGAUUUGAAUUGAUGGGAAGUCCAUCAGGAUUUUUUAUAGAUUUUGAAGACAAAGACCAGGUAGUAAGAUGGAGGAACUUAAUCAGACUUCUGGCCAGGAGAUAUAUAGGUAGAUAUGGAUUGGAACAUGUUGCUAAAUGGAAUUUUGAAACUUGGAAUGAACCAGAUCACCAUGACUUUGAUAAUGUGUCUAUGACAGUGAAAGGGUUUCUCAACUAUUAUGAUGCUUGCUCAGAAGGAUUAAGGGCAGCCAGUCCUCUACUGAAAUUUGGUGGGCCAGGAGACUCCUUCCACCCCUUCCCCAAGUCACCUAUAUGCUGGAGUCUUCUAUGUCACUGCUACAAUGGAACCAACUUCUUCACAGGAGAGACUGGCGUAAGGCUGGACUACAUCUCUCUCCAUAAAAAGGGAGGUGGGAAUUCUCUCUACAUCUUGCAACAAGAAGUAGAAGCAGUUGAGCAAAUUCAGAAGCUGUUUCCAAAUUUUGCUUCUGUUCCCAUAUACAAUGAUGAAGCAGAUCCAAUGGUUGGAUGGUCGGUUCCACAGCUGUGGCGAGCUGAUGUGACCUAUGCAGCUAUGGUGGUAAAGGUAAUCAUCCAGCAUCAAAACCUGCUCAUUUCCAAACCUAACAACACCAUCAAUUAUACUUUACUGAGUAAUGACAAUGCCUUCAUAAGCUACUACCCCCAUUACUUCACACAGCGGACUCUGACAGCACGGUUUCAGAUGAACAAUACAAAGCCACCACACGUCCAGAUGGUGCGGAAACCAGUACUGACUGUCAUGGGCUUACUGGCACUGCUAGGAGAAAAGCAGAUUUUUGCAGAAGUAAACAACAGUGAAGGUGAAAGCACAGAAAACAGCACAAUUGGUGUCCUGGCAUCUCUGCACACGCCAGCUGAGCAGCAGCCCUCUGACAGCUGGCAAGCUACUCUACUGAUAUAUUUAAGUGAAGAUAACAGGACUUCACCCAAUAUCAGUACUGUCACUGUGAAUGCCACCCAUUUCCCCAAACUUGAAGAGCUGGUCUACGUGACAUACUGUCUGGACAACAACCAAACCAAUCCCUACCUGAUAUGGAAAAAAAUGGGAAGCCCUGACUUUCCUUCCACAGAACAAUUCCAGGAAAUAAGGGAUGCUGAGGACCCAGUGGCAGCAGGCCCAUUCCCAUUCCCUGAAGGUGGCGUCCUGACCCUGAAACAAGAUUUCGUGGUUCCUUCAGUCUUUCUUAUUCACAUCUGUGCAAGACCUCGUUCUGUUCCUGAUCAGGUGACUGGUGUUCGUUUGAUCCCUCUCACAAAGGGGCAGGUUAUUGUGUUGUGGGACGAUGGCUGUGUGAAUUCAAGAUGUAUAAAGACAUUUGAAGUGGAAUUCUCACCAGAUGGAAAAGCAUACCAGCGGAUUAAUGCCAAAGACACAAUAUUCACUCUCUGGAUCUACAGUCCAGGAAGCUCAGUCUCCGGCUUUUACAGAGUGCGUGCCAUUGACUACUGGGGGAAGGCAGGCCUGCCCUCCAUUCCUGUGGAAUAUGUUGAAACUUUCAAGAGAAUCUGAAGAGUGGUGCCUGGCUUAGUGGCUGGGUGGUGUAUGCUCCCUGCAGAUGACAACUCCCCAGAAAAAUAAACUCCUCCCAGGCUGAGGAGGGCGUACAGAAGGGACCUGAUGAAGCAAGUUAGGAAUGCAAGUGGAAGCAACUGCCCCUAUUAACUCUUCAGAACUCAGAGGCAGUGUUAUCAAACAGCCAUAUCCAACAACCUGACUGGUAAAAUUGUAAUAGGCAGCUAAAGGACUGGGAAUUAUGGGAAUAAAUAGCUAUUAUUUCCUAUAUCACACUGAGCUAACACCAGGGAGAGCCAAAGAUUUAUGAAAGCCACAAAAUGCAACAGAAACAGGACCAUCACUUCACUGUGCAGGUGAGGAUGGUAGCAAAGGCACCAGAAGGACCUGUAGGAGACAGCACUGCCGGCCUUCAGCAUCCAGGCUGACUGUCAUAAUGGAGUGAUGGAAGGCUGCAUGACCACGAGACAGACACAUCCAGGGCUUGAAAAGUCCCUGCACAUUCCCAGCAGCACCACAGGUUAUUCACACAUGCUCUAAUCAGUUAUUUUGGAGCACUUGCUCUGUCUCCAGACAUAAGAAGUUCUUUGCUUCCUCAUACGGGGGUUUCCAUACAGGUGCUUUUGCAUUUGAGGUUGUUAUUUGCAUGUCAGAGCUAUUCCAUCACACAGGCAAAGGAAGGAGUAGCAGCUUGUCUUCAAAGGGAGAAUUUCACAGAGAAAGCUCUAGCUUCAAGACUUACCUGCCUAUCUUGCUCUCUGCUUUAUCCUGUCAUCUGCUUGCACCAUGGAGGUGUCUGUGUUGGUUCAGGUCCCUCGAUUGCUGCCUCAUCAUGGUGAAGCCACUAGCCGUGAAAGCCCCUCUUUCUCUCCACUUUGCUCGCCUAGCCUGGCUUCCUGAAGUCCUUCCAGCUGGCAUCUCCCUCCCCAGCAGACCUUCUUUCUGCAGUCUCAUGCUGAAACAGUAAGUGAAAUGAAGCUUGGCUUUGGGUGGCCAGGAGAAAGUUAAAAUGGGAGUUAGAGCCUUUUGUGUUUUCAUGCUAUAGCAGGGCAUGCUGUUGAAUGUAACAGAGGGCUGCUUCUGGUUGCCAGUUAGGAAACUAACCAAGAACAGCUUGACCUUCUGUGUUUUGCAGAGCAUGUUUGCAAGUGUGUUAUUGCCUGAGAUAAUGGGGUACAGAACACUACUGGAUGCCCAUGCAAAUGCCAAAAACUUUAUGUAACAAAAAAGUGCCCUGAAAUUACAGGGGUGUUUUUUUACUCUCCUCUUCUUCACAACUAGAGCACUUUGAACUCUGCCUUUAAAAUGCUUAUAGAGGGAAGGAUAAUGCCAGUGAAAACAGCUGGAGUGUUUUCCAUUAGAGGAGCAGCUUUGUCGCACAAACACCUCCCCUACUGCUCUCUUUGCUGACAUCGGCUGCUUCACCAGCAUAACAACAAAGUUUGUGUAUUUGGUGAAACAUUCAGGUCUCAGACAGAAAAUCAAGUUUGCACAGUGGGAGAGAGCUAAACCACCUCAAAUGGCCUCACUUUUACAGCAUGGAAAAGACACAUAUAAAAAGUCAGUAUAUGUCAGAUAAGGCUUGUUAUCUCCUUACCUUCUUGUUACUUGUUCCUGUGCUUAUGUUGAAAGUUAGCUGUGAAAGAUCCAUGUUAUCUCAGAAUUCAGGUAAAAUGUGUUGUGUCUCACUAAUUUUUGAGUAAGAAGCCUGUGCCACAUCCUAAUCUGUCAGCUUCUCACCCAUAGAAGCUUGAGAUGGUGCAGAACAGAAAAAUGAGAUGUGAGAUUACUUAAUUCAUUAGUUUUCCAGGUACAAAAAAGAGUUAAUGAGAAGUUGCACUUGGAAGGAAAGAGUAAAUCAGAGUAAAAUACAUUUCAAAGCUGUUAUAAUUAUCUCUAAGUGAAGAAUCAGAAAAUGCAGUUAAACAAAUCCAGCCAUGCCAGUUAAAUAUGCCAGUUAAGGCAUAUUGAUUUACCAGUAUGAAGCAGUGCCACAGAGCUGAUGAAUCCCAGUGGAUUGCUUGGCUUUUGCAAAAGUGCAGUACAUGAAUGAUGAUUCACUCAUCUCAUUCUUUCACUGUUUUUAAAACUGUCUCUAUGGCAAGUAAUUUCCAUUAGAGGAUGUUACCAUCUUUUAGAAGGUUUUAGGCUGGAGGUUCUCCUGGCUCAGGAUUUCUGCUCCCCAGCAGAGGCAGACAGAAGGCUUGUAGCUGCCUCUUUGCUCUGGCUUCUAGUUCUCAUGUUUACUUUUUUCAUCUUUUUAGAGGGCAAAAUGAAAGUGCUAUUUUCUCCAAAGUUUCAAGGUAAAAUUUCAGACAUUAUCAUAUUGCGUGUUGAAGCCCCCACAAAGGCAGGAAUUUUAUUUUAUUUGCAAGGUCAAAGCACAGCAUGUAAUAAAUGCAAAUAAAAUCAAAUCUCUUAGAAUGACAAGGUCCAAUCACUUUGAAGAUCUGUCACUAGCUCCCUCCUUUAGGACUUCUACCCUUAACAUCAUGCAGAGUGUGGAAACAUUUUCUGGAAUAUUUCUACUGAUGGCACAAUGCGUUUUCAGGUAUUUUCUUGGCAUUGGCAAAUGUGUGUGGAAACCAGAGCCGAACGAACACAGUGGGCUGACUGUGCUGAAACAGGUUUUGAAUAUUCGGUAUUUUUUACUUCUGUGCUGCUUUGUCCAACUUUGUAUAAACUUACUCCUUUAGUCAACGAGCAAGUCUAAAAAAAGGCAGCAGAAGAGAUGGUUUGAUAUUUCCAGGCUGCAUUUUAUUUUCAACAAAGUAUGUAAGUUUUCGACUCCUCUGUUCUCUUUUGUAAUUAAACUUCUAGAAAAAAUUACUAUUUAA